Panthera uncia (snow leopard) is the source of this 3143-nucleotide messenger RNA. RefSeq names its product DEAH-box helicase 32 (putative) (gene DHX32). The record is from RefSeq and is a predicted model, not a curated record. The coding region runs from base 709 to 2946 and encodes 745 amino acids. Gene Ontology annotation, molecular function: RNA binding. NCBI's taxonomy places the organism in Eukaryota, Metazoa, Chordata, Mammalia, Carnivora, Felidae. The transcript is spliced from 14 exons. Gene Ontology annotation, cellular component: intracellular anatomical structure; spliceosomal complex.
AGUAGCCCUCGCGCCCUCGGCGGGGUCUGUGCCCGGGCCUUCGGGGCGGGGGCCUCCGGCCCCCAGUCUCCUUCCCGAGGUGUCCGUCGGUCCGUCGGUCCGUGCGUCCGGCGAGCUCGGCCUGCCCGGCUGGGAAGGGCGGCCGGGCCCGGGCCUCCCUCCCCGGACUCGGGAGCCGCCGCUGCAGGUACCAGCCACAUCCUCCUUCUUUUAGUUCCUUGACCAUAAGACUAAGUCCGCGUGUCCCAGACCAUCCGUGUUUCACACCCCGUGCUCUGCCUCGAGGGACGGUGAGCUCCCUGAGGACAGGACCCAAACCUGCCUGUUGUCUCUGUGGCACCACUGUGUCUACAGGACAGACACUUGGUGGGCCCUCAGGCUUAGCACGCGGACUCUGCCGUAGUCGGCCGUGAGCAAGAGAGACACAGCUCUGCUGAGUGGUGCUGGCCUUCCACCAGAAACGAGCGUGGUUUACUGACCGUCAUUUAACGUGCUCAAGAGUGCUUCGCGAGCCGGGACCGUAGGGGACCCAGCGGAGGCGACCGGAUGCAGACUUGAGGCACUCAACUUGCCCAGACCGCGGACUGAAGUCUUGGCAGUUAGGACGCCGGAGUCUGCGUCCGUGGACUUUCAACCCUGUUGGCGGUGGGUGAUUGUCGGAGGAACCCGAUGUAGGAUGCCGGCUGCUUGAGCUCCCUCUCGGACGAGAUGGAAGAAGAAGAGCUGGAAGGUCCCAACUCUGCGUCCGAGAAGCGCUAUUUCCCAGAAUCCCUUGAUUCCAGCGAUGGGGAUGAGGAGGGGAUUUUGGCCUGCGAGGACUUGGAACUUAACCCUUUUGAUGGAUUGCCUUAUUCGUCACGUUAUUACAAACUUCUAAAAGAAAGAGAGGAUCUUCCAAUAUGGAAAGAAAAAUACUCCUUUAUGGAGAACCUGCUUCAAAAUCAAAUUGUGAUCGUUUCAGGAGAUGCUAAAUGCGGCAAGAGCUCUCAGGUUCCCCAGUGGUGCGCCGAGUACUGCCUGUCCGUCCGCUACCAGCACGGGGGCGUGGUGUGCACGCAGGUCCGCCCCCAGAGCGCCGUGCAGCUCGCUCUGCGGGUGGCAGACGAGAUGGACGUCAACAUCGGGCACGAAGUCGGCUACGUGAUCCCCUUUGAAAACUGCUGCGCCAGCGAGACCAUCCUGAGGUACUGCACCGAUGGCAUGUUGCAGAGGGAGAUGAUGUCCAGUCCGUUUCUGGGUAGCUACGGGGUCAUCAUCUUAGACGACGUCCACGAAAGAAGCAUUGCCACGGAUGUGUUACUUGGCCUUCUUAAGGACGUUUUAAUGGCGAGACCCGAACUGAAGCUUGUAAUUAACUCCUCCCCUCACCUGAUCAGCAAACUCAUUUCUUACUACGGAAACGUGCCUCUCAUAGAAGUGAAGAAGCAGCACCCCGUGGAGGUUGUGUACCUGAGCGGGGCCCAGAAGGAGUCUUUUGAGUCCAUUUUACGCCUUAUCUUUGAAAUUCACCAGUCCGGUGAGAAGGGAGACAUUGUGGUCUUUCUGGCCUGUGAACAAGAUAUUGAAAAGGCCUAUGAAAUUGUCUGUCAAGAAGGAUCUAACUUGAACCCAGAUCUAGGGGAGCUGGUGGUGGUUCCUCUGUACCCAGAAGAGAAAUGUGCAUUGUUCAAGCCAAAUGAGGAAACAGAAAAAAGAUGCCAAGUGUAUCAGAGGAGAGUGGUGCUAACCACUAGCUCCGGAGAGUCUUUGAUCUGGAGUAACACAGUCAAAUUUGUCAUCGACGUGGGUGUGGAAAGGAGAAAGGUGUACAACCCUAGAAUCAGAGCGAACUCACUCGUCACGCAGCCCAUCAGCCAAAGCCAAGCGGAGAUACGCAAGCAGAUUGUCGGUUCGUCUUCUCCAGGAAAACUCUUCCGUCUGUACUCUGAGGAGUUCGCCUCCAAAGACAUGCGGCCGCUCAAGCCAGCUGAGAUGCAGGAGGCGAACCUGACCAGCAUGGUGCUGUUCGUGAAGAGAAUAGACAUCGCGGGCUUAGGCCACUGUGACUUCAUCAACAGACCAGCGCCGGAAAGUCUGAUGCAGGCUCUGGAAGACUUGGACUACCUGGCGGCGCUGGACAAUGACGGGAAUCUCUCGGAGUUUGGGAUCAUCAUGUCGGAGUUUCCUCUUGACCCCCAACUCUCAAAGUCGAUCUUAGCGUCCUGUGAAUUCGACUGUGUAGAGGAGAUGCUGACGAUCGCCGCCAUGGUGACAGCUCCCAAUUGCUUUUCUAAUCUGCCGCGUGGAGCUGAGGAGGCUGCCUUGACUUGUUGGAAGACAUUUUUACAUCCUGAAGGAGAUCACUUUACCCUCAUCAACAUUUACAAGGCCUACCAGGACACGGCUCUGAAUUCCACCAGUGAACACUGUGUUGAAAAGUGGUGUCACGACCACUUCCUCAACUGCUGCGCACUCAGGAUGGCAGACGUCAUCCGAGCUGAACUCUUAGAAAUUGUCAAGCGAAUCGAGCUUCCCUGCGCAGAACCUGCUUUUGGCUCCAAGGAAAACGCUCUGAACAUAAAGAAAGCUCUUCUGUCCGGCUACUUCAUGCAGAUUGCUCGGGAUGUGGACGGAUCGGGUAACUACCUGAUGCUGACCCACAAGCAGGUUGCCCAGCUGCACCCCCGGUCCGGUUACUCCAUCACCAAGAAGAUGCCCGAGUGGGUUCUCUUCCACAAGUUCAGCAUAGCAGAGAACAACUACAUCAGGAUUACCUCAGAAAUCUCUCCCGAACUAUUUAUGCAACUGGCACCACAAUACUAUUUCAGUAACCUGCCUCCCAGUGAGAGUAAGGAUAUUCUACACCAGGUGAUGGAUCACCUAUCACCCAUGUCAACCAUGAAGAAGGAACAGAACGUGUGUGAGAAGUGCCCGGAAACCGCGGAGCAAAGGUGCGCCUUGCAGUGACUCAUCUGCACCUUCCCCUUAGAGCGUGCUGUGCAGCCAGUACCCCAGCCGGGCCGCACGGCUGAUCCACGGGAGCAAGGUGAGGACCUUCAACUUGAAUACGGACAUCAUACCCCACACAAGAGAGUCUCGAAAAGAGUUACACUUUGUACAUUAUUUAAAAAUAAAAAAUGGAAGUUUUUAUUGAGUUCUUUAAA